Messenger RNA from Triplophysa dalaica, 1056 nucleotides. RefSeq names its product fumarylacetoacetate hydrolase domain containing 1 (gene fahd1). Gene Ontology annotation, cellular component: mitochondrion. The record is from RefSeq and is a predicted model, not a curated record. Lineage: Eukaryota; Metazoa; Chordata; Actinopteri; Cypriniformes; Nemacheilidae. The coding region runs from base 212 to 871 and encodes 219 amino acids. The transcript has a single exon. Gene Ontology annotation, molecular function: acetylpyruvate hydrolase activity.
UAGUAGGAUUCUUAGUUUCUUUUUCGGGUUUCGAAAUGAAAGAUUGCAUAAUCUAUGUAACCGUUUACUUACAUAAAAAAUAAUUUUAGUUCAUUUAGAUCAUAUACUUUGGGUCCUCUAACUGUGUAACGUAAUUGCGUUUCUAAUCGCUUUCCGUUGUUCGGCGAUCAAAGGUCAUUUUCACUUCCGGCUGCGGGUCUUGGGCUUCAAAAUGAGCGCAAGGAAUAUCGCUCGUUUUUGGGAAUGGGGAAGGAAGAUUAUCUGCGUCGGAAGAAACUAUGCAGACCAUGCCAUCGAGCUCAAAAACGCCAUUCCCACCGAACCUGUGCUGUUUCUGAAACCCCCAUCUGCUUAUAUUAGGGAAGGGUCUCCUAUUCUGGUUCCCUAUUACUCCAGCAACCUACACCAUGAAAUUGAGCUGGGGGUGGUGAUUGGUAAAGGGGGAACUGCAAUACCACAGUCUUCAGCCAUGGACCAUGUGGCAGGAUAUGUCUUGUGCUUGGACAUGACAGCCCGGGACAUUCAGGAGGAAUGUAAAUCAAAAGGUCUUCCAUGGACCCUGGCCAAAGCAUUCAACACCUCAUGUCCCAUUAGCGAGUUCAUCCCAAAGGAGAAGAUCCCAAACCCUGAGAGCGUCAAUCUGUGGUUGAAGGUGAACGAUAACAUGAGACAGAAUGGAAGCACAUCUCAGAUGAUCUUUUCUAUCCCGUUUCUCAUAAACUACAUCAGUCAGAUUAUAUCACUGGAAGAAGGUGAUCUUAUUCUCACCGGUACCCCUAAAGGAGUCUCUAGUGUUCAGGAACAAGAUGUACUGCAAGCAGGGAUUGAUGACAUUGUCACCAUGACAUUCAAAGUUGAUAGAAAAAGUUGAUUAUUUUAAUAUUUACACCUUUUGGUUUUAAAAUGGUACACAAGGAUCGUGCAAUUGUUGAUAUUUGGUUAUGCACCGAAAAUGCAAUUACAAAGAAGAAAUGUUUUUAAAUAAGUAAAAUCUUUUAAAUGGAAACAAUGUAUCCAAUAUAUGAAUUAUCAUUAAAUAAAAGAGUUUAUAUCACA